This is a messenger RNA of Cladophialophora bantiana CBS 173.52, 1602 nucleotides long. RefSeq lists its product as uncharacterized. The transcript is spliced from 3 exons. Bases 1 to 1602 code for a protein of 533 amino acids. Lineage: Eukaryota; Fungi; Ascomycota; Eurotiomycetes; Chaetothyriales; Herpotrichiellaceae. The record is from RefSeq and is a predicted model, not a curated record.
AUGUCUGGACAAUGGGUUCUGGACGACUCCCAGAGUCUGUACUACCUGGACAGUGAGGAUGGUCCAGGAAAAGUCUCUGCCGAGCCAAAGGAGCCUCUUUUGGAGCCGGAAAAUGCACCAUUUCGACAUCCAGACAGCUCUUCACCUGCUGCUCAUGGACAGGGCAUGCCUAUUCGGCAUCAAAAUAAGUCCCCAGGCCGGGGAACUCCAGUCACGGCUUCAGCUAUUACUUCGCCUGCGUUCAAGCGCCCUAGAUUGUCUUCCGAGAGCAACUACUUGGGGCGGCCAUGUAGCUUUAGCCCGGCUCGGGAUUCUUCAGCAGUGGAUCAGGACUCGGACAUUGACAUCAUGAGCGAUGAUGCCUUUUCCGUAGCAACACCUUCGACGGCGACAAAAACAAAGACAACAAGGAGAGCAACUGCAACUAGCGUUUUCGCACCCACAUACCCACCUAUCCUGGAAAUAUCUCGAAACGACCGCUCGUGCAGUCUCGCAAGCUCAAACACCAACAAAAACAACCAUAACCACCGUGCCGGCCGCACACCAGUCAGAGCCCACCGCGAAGAGUCCGACAAGUCCCAGAAAGAGGCGCAGCAGGCCAUCACGCGGACUCUCGCGCGCCUCAACCGAGCCACGCUGUCCGACCACACCUUCACCCACCCGCUGUCCGGCCUGGACCUGGUCAUGGGCUUCAACACCAGCCUGCCCAAGUCGCGGUUCGACACGUACAUCACGGCGCUGAGGCAACUGCUCCAAUGUGCCGCGGAACGAUGUAGUUUGAGCAAUGACUUGCAGCGCGCCAUUACUGCCGAAGGAGUGCUUUGGGUGGUUCGCGAGGCAUGGCCUGCAGCUGAAGGGUACUGGAAUUUGACGGCUACCUUUCAAGGCUUCCUGCACUCGGAACUCUGGCGCAAUUUUCCCUGCCAGCGCUCAUACAAUCAACUCCCGCCCGCAUACCGUCCGACGCGGAUACAGCUCUCGAUACCACAUUCCCCUAUGAUCGAUUGGAUGCCGUGGCCCGACGUUCGAGACAUGGCGAUCAUGCACCAGGACCAGAUCGACGUGGAUGCGCUGUUCCGGAUGGCCAUCCACAACGUCGUCGCGCACCGGAAACGGCUGGGCCGGAGGAAACAGUCCUUCUCCUCGUCUUCUAUCUCGAAAGAACACGACAACGGUUGCGAACCCGGCUCCUCGAAGCAGAAACAAGUAACCGCCACCACCGCCGACGGCGAGGACAACGUGACCGACAGGACCUCCUUCCGCGUAUGGGACCUCGUGUGCCUGGAGAAAGCCAACGGCACUCCCCCGCUCGCGGAGCCGGGUCUGGAGAAGAAGCCCGUGCUGCGCUCGCCGGGCCUGCGCGCCCUCCAGCGCGCCUACGACCUCGAGUACGACGAGUUCGACACGCAGAAGCUGGAUGACUGCUUCUUCGAGGCGUACCCGUGCCUGUACGCUGACACGGCCGCUUCGGCCUGGAAGGUCCGGAGUUUUCCCAACUUGCCGCACGAGGACGUCGGUGGGCCCAUCGCUUUGACCCGUCCCGCGGUGUUCAGGCUGAAAUCGAGGAUCGAGUCCAUGAUUGGUGCCGCGAUUGAGAUCUAG